AUGUCAUCAACCACACCGGAUAUCUCUUCUAUACCAGUUCAACCGACAAUAAAUUCUUUUACUAGUCGAAUUGUGUCAGAUGAUGGUAAUGAUUCAAUGAAUGAAGCUUUAGAUGCCACUAAUGGUAACACAGAUAAAACACCAGUCAUUGAUGCCAAUGAUAGAGAAUGUGAUAAUGCUGACCCUGAAAAGUGUGAAGAAAGUAAUGAGAAAAAUAGGCAAAAGACAUCUGCUGUUUGGUUAGAGUUCAAAGAAGUCACUCUUUCUGAUGGUUCCAAAAAAAAAGAAUUGCAAAAGCGUGUUAUUAGCUUUGUUCACAUACCUCCUCCUCCUCGUGGUGUUGAGAUUACUGAUUGUAUUUUUAAGUGUCUAAAAGAAUGGGGAAUUGAAAACAAGGUGUUUACACUUUCUGUGGACAAUGCUUCAAGCAAUGAUGUGACGAUUAGAAUUUUUAAAGACACUUUUUCAAGAAAUAGGAUGUUGUUUUGUGGAGAAAAAUUAUUUCAUAUUCGGUGUUGUGCACAUAUCUUAAAUCUCAUGGUUCAAGAUGGCCUUUCUGAGAUUAAGAAUGUGAUUGGUGAUGUUCAUGAAAGUGUCAAUUUUAUUAAUCAAAAUGAGGCAAGACUUAACUCAUUUUCUGACAUAGUACAGCAGUUACAGUUACCUGAUAGGAAACUCGUUCUCGAUUGUAAAACACGUUGGAAUUCGACAUUCAAGAUGUUGUCGAUUGCAAUCAAAUUCAAAGAAAUGUUUUCGAGACUCAAAGAGCGAGAAUCUCAUUAUGAAUGUUGUCCAAGUCAUGAAGAUUGGAAAAAGGUGAAGAAAGUUUGUGAGAUUUUAGAAGUUUUUAAUUCAGCCACUAAAAUCAUCUCUGGAAGUGAUUAUCCAACUUCAAAACUGUUUCUGAAUGAAGUUUAUCGUGUGAAAGUGUUGUUGGAUAAAAAGAUGAAUGAUGAAAAUGAAUUUGUUCAAGCAAUGGUUCGUAAGAUGAAGAGUAAAUUUGAUAAAUAUUGGGGAGAAUGUAAUUUGUUGAUGUCUAUAGCAGCAAUCUUGGAUCCAAGGUGCAAAAUGAGGGUGAUUGAGUUUUUCUUUCCUCGAAUGUACCCUGAUAGAGAAGCAAGAGAAAAUAUUGCUAAAGUUCGAGAUGCCCUUUAUGAGAUUUAUGAUGAAUAUGCUCAUGAGUAUCAAUUUGGCAAUGAGCAUAGUGCUGAAACUCAAGUGCAUGAUAAUGGUAUUAGUGGUAUGAAUAUAGAAGGUUCUUCUUCUGGUUGGUUUGAAUUUGUAAAUUAUGUAAAAUCAAUUGAAACUGCUCAACCACAACAAUCUGAUUUAGAUGUCUACCUAGCUGAAGGUUGUUUUAUCUAUGAAGGAGAUUCCACUAAGUUUCAUGCUUUGGAAUGGUGGAAAGCGAGCACUUUGAAAUAUCGUAUUUUAUCCAAGAUGGCUCGGGAUAUACUUGUUAUUCCUAUCACUACAGUGGCUUCAGAAGCUACCUUUAGUGCAGGAGGUAGAGCUAUUGAUACUUAUCGUGCUUCUUUAUCUCCUGACACAGUGCAAGCAUUACUUUGUGGAGGAGAUUGGUGUCGAAAUCUUCAUGGAGUGAAGAAGAAGAACAAAAAAGAAAAGAAAUCAAUUGAGAUUGCACUCAAAAUCCCCUAA
Durio zibethinus is the source of this 1659-nucleotide messenger RNA. The record is from RefSeq and is a predicted model, not a curated record. Lineage: Eukaryota; Viridiplantae; Streptophyta; Magnoliopsida; Malvales; Malvaceae.